Messenger RNA from Temnothorax curvispinosus, 1797 nucleotides. RefSeq names its product plancitoxin-1 (gene DNaseII). Bases 391 to 1545 code for a protein of 384 amino acids. The record is from RefSeq and is a predicted model, not a curated record. Gene Ontology annotation, molecular function: deoxyribonuclease II activity. Gene Ontology annotation, biological process: apoptotic DNA fragmentation. The transcript has 8 exons. Lineage: Eukaryota; Metazoa; Arthropoda; Insecta; Hymenoptera; Formicidae.
CGUCGCAUUCAUAUAUCGUUGGCGAAGAUACUCUGUCCUGCAACAGUAUUAAUAUCAUCAGUCGAAGAAGCAGAUCGUGGGAAAGACUGUAGAAAGUAUUCCGACUGAAAUGUGCGACGUUCGCUUCAAUGAGCCGGAAAUAAUGCAGACCGAACUAUUUGUCGGCGCGAUUCCAGCUUUCGCUUUGUAGUUUGUUGUUAUGACGUAACCGUAUAGUAUGGGUAUGGCGAUACAACUGAUACAAGGACAGUAGAAGUAUAUGUGUUUGUAGAUGCAUUUUGAUUAACGCUAUUAUAUAUCAUAAAUGUUUGCUAAUUCAGAGCAGCAGAUCGUGAUCUAGUGUGUUCGUGAUCGCUACGUAUUUUCGUCAAGUUUGGAUAACAUAACUUAAUGAUGUUUUCACUAUUGUUCCUAAGCAUUUUGUUAUUUGUGUGUGAUGCCGCAAAUCCUCAGUGUAAAGAUGAGAACAAUCGAGUCGUCGAUUGGUAUGUACUUUACAAGUUGCCGAAGGUAUCGGAAAGCAGCAAUCCUGUGGUUAGACGUGGAUUAGCGUAUUUAUAUAUAACCAGCAAUACUGUCGAUAAAGGUUGGCAGUUAUCCACGAGAAAAAUCAGCGCAAAUAAUUCUAUACCGGGGAAUACCUUAGCACCUUUAUACGAUGACUCAGUGGCGUCAAAAGCUUUCUGGAUCUUGUACAAUGACGACCCGCCUAACAGACCUAUCAAUGGAAAAAACGGUCAUACGAAAGGUGCUGUGAUGGCGAAUAAAAAGCAAGGUUUCUGGUUAAUUCACAGUGUUCCGAAUUAUCCACCUGUACCCAACAGCGGUAACGAUACAAGACGAUAUUCUCAGAGACAAAACGUGACCGAAAAUUCGACUCCGGGAAACCGGUCUGAAUAUGAUUAUCCGACAUCCGGCAUGCAUUACGGACAAAGUUUUCUAUGCAUCUCCGUGGAUGGCGAUCAAUUCGAUUCGAUCGGUCAACAGUUGAUGUAUAAUCAAAUAACAGUAUAUAGGAGAAGCAUCCCUGUCAAGUUCGCCGCAGCGUUUCCGGUGCUGACGGACGCGGCUAAUCAGAAGCGUAUCAGAAAAGCACCCUUCACCAGCAAAACAUUGUUAAAAUCAUCUGAUGGCGUCCAAUUCGUGUCAUUUGCCAAGAGCGACAAGUGGCAGAAAGAUUUAUAUGACGAGUUUGUUGCGCCGACACUAAAAACCGAUUUAUUUGCCGAAACGUGGUUGAACGGACGAGGUAGAUUACCAUCGGACUGCGCACAAGUGAAAGUGUACAACAUCAUGUCCAUUCAUUUGAAGCCGGUUGAUAUCGAUUUUAAGAGUAGCCACGAUCACUCCAAGUGGGCGGUGGCUGUUGAAGGUAAAGCUAACCGAACUUGGGUCUGCAUUGGUGAUAUCAAUCGAGCGGAUACCCAAUACGUACGAGGCGGUGGAACUGUCUGCUUUGAUAAUCGGAAAGUCUGGGACAAUUAUCGAAAAUCGGUGAAUGAUGUGGAACCAUGUCCUAAGCAAUAUAAGGCAGUUUUAGUUUAAUAAAUUUGCUAAUAGUUUGACUCAGAGAAUAGUAGGUAUUGAAGGAUUUAAUGAUUUUAUUCUUAUUGCAUAUUCAUUGUAAUUAAAAAUUGAUGUAUAAUUCAUGAAUUAUAGAAAUAGUCCGUUAAAUAAUAAUGGAAUAACAGUAGAAAUAAUGCUAUAAUCGAUAUAUUAUAUGAAAUAAUAUUUUUCUAGAAAAAAACGAGCUGUAUAGUUGAAUUAGCAGAAUAUAUGCAAUUUUAUAAAGCUGUA